AUGGUUUCCUCAAAAAAACAGGUAUGCAGUUCGACGUUCACACGUGUGUUUGUUGCUGAAUUUACAACCAAAAAUAUUAACAGUUUCGAAUUAAAAACAGACCAUCUAUGUCCUUUUGAUGAUGUCUGUAGAUGAUUUAUUGUUAAAUAUGGUUUAAUGGAGUAGUUAGAUUAUAGCAGUUUAAUCUGUUGACAGAUAGCCCAAUGAUUUUUAUCAUUCACUGUAAUAGUUUACAUGUUUUCAUGUUACCUUUAGAAAGAAGUUUGUCUACUGCUGUAAUUGUUUUUAUAUUUAUUGAAUGGAAAUAAGGAAUUCAGUUUGCUUUAAGAGCAAGAUAAUUUUUUGCUUUAACUUUAGAUCACUGAGGAGGUAACUCAGCCCCUACCUACUCAGACUUUGGGUAGCCCAUAACUAUUUUUAACAAUUGUGUGGUUCCAGAAACUAUCCUUCCCCCCCCCCCCACCCCCCACGGAAGAUCAUUGGAAAUUCCGAGGGGUUGGGGGUUCAAAGGUGGUAAUUUCCAAGAGGUGGGGGGUGGGGGUCAUGGGAAAGUACUUUUCCAAAGGGUAGCAAACCAUGUACAAAACAUUGAAAGCAACAUAUGAUUGAUCUGAAGCACAAAAACAAACCUACGUAUGUUUUUUGAAACAAAAGUCAGUACUCCUGGCAAUUGAGAUGAGGUUAACAUCAUUAGCUUUAAUGUUUCUGUUUUUCUUUGAGUUAUCUAGCACUAUAAUCUCCAGAAGAACGAUGUGUCUUUGGAACGAAGCCAAAACAGUCUAAAGUGGCGGAUAUAACUGGAGUCUUGUCCCCAGACUUCCCGUUUCGUCUCAUUUUCUUCCGACCAACAUUUAAGUGCUGUCACUUUCAUUUACUGAGUAUCCCAUUUUGCUACCUUCAAAUGUAGGAAACACAUUUUUGAUAGGUUUCAUGUUUUAUUAGUGUUUAUUGGGGUAGUAACUCACAAAAAAUGCGAUGAGACGAGAGAACCUCAUUCCCAUUUCUUACUCGACCAUCAGAAGGCCCGGUAAAAUUACUUCUGCAAUCAUGAUGACGUUCACGAAUAGCACAUUGGCAUGUGUCAGUGAAGUUUUCGGUCCUUAAAAACGAAUCAACCUGAAGAAACUGACAAAAUGUGUAGACAAAUAAACAGCCAGAAAGGAACCGUUUAAGUUUCUGGGUUUUUUGCUAUCGUUUGCUAAGUUGUUUAAGCGAGUGUAAUUUAGGUGUUGGAUAUUUUCUGGAACCACACAAUAAUUAUUUAGUCUUGCUUGCUUUAGCUGUGAGACUCCUGAUGGUGAGCAGUGAUUUUGUUAGGAAUAGUUAUGGUGCAUUCUGGGACUCAUCUUGUGAAAAAUCAUGAGUCCCAGUCAAAAAACAGCAAGUUUGAAAUUGAAAAUGCUUGGGCCUUUAUAUAACCAGAAAGUUAAUUUGAAAACAGACUCCAAAACUCUGAAUUACAGUGUAUUGAAAUUAAAAUAUAGUCCUUCUAUUUUUAAGCACAACAGAGGCUAAACAACAGCCAUAAUAACUGCCACAAAGAUAGCACAAACUAGCCAGAUGUUUCUACAAAUGCACAUAUUCAGAUCGAUCAAUCAAUCUUUGCGUCCUACGGGACGCGUGCCAUUAAUUAUUCUGUGUCUGGGGAUUUUUAUGCAACAGGGACCCAGGACGCACUGGGUGAGGCUUACUGGUCAGAUUUUGUAAACGUUCAUUGUAUACAAAUGAGUCUUGUGAGGAACAUGUGGUUUAUUUUCGAGAUGAUUAAAAUGACGCGCCUUGUUCACCGCAUUUUUAUGUAAUUUCUCUCGAAUUGAGGCCCUUAGUUUUCAUGUAUUUACACAUGCGUACUCACAAAUAGUCGAAUACUAUAUAAAAAGUAAACGUCUUGAAAAAUUGUUGUACUCAACCAGCAAUAAAGUAGGGAGUGAAAAACUUUUAGUGAGGAAAUCCUGUUUAACAUAGAAUUAAUAGCUUCCUCAUUUCUUAUAUCUAAUCUCCAAGCAAACAAUACUAAAUGCUAUUAUAAGCAUUCUUGUUCUUUUCUUAAAAUGCAAAAGGUUGCUUGUUUGGAAGGCAGCUCAAAGUAACACCUCACUAGCCUAACAGGCCUGUCAUCUAACAAUAUUUCUUUUAUUUGCAGAAAAAGGCAAUGGAGAGUAUUAACUCUCGACUUGCUCUUGUGAUGAAGAGUGGAAAGUAUACACUUGGACUUAAAUCUACUCUCAAAACUCUGCGACAGGGCAAGGCAAAGCUGGUCAUCAUUGCCAACAACACACCUCAGCUCAGGUAAUGUUUAUAGCUGGUAAUAUAUAAUCACAGCACUACUGGAAGGUAGUGCUUUAUCACCUGUAACAACAUUCUAUAAUGAGUGCUAAGGGUUGUGCAACUAGAUUAUGUUGCCAUUAACAGAGAUAUUGGAAAACAUUCAUCAUGGCUGUAAUGGAGAAAGAUGAAGAUCUAUCGUGACCAGUGAUAUAUUGACACUUGACUUAUCAUUGCAACUUUAAGAUAUUAGGUCACUAUUAUUUCCUCUGCACUGGCAGUUUUUUUCAAGAAUUGUUUACAAAAGCUGGUAUCACUAAUAGUUGCCUUGAUAUUCAUUAUGUUUGAACAAAUUCAGUGAGAGCAUUAUAAAGAAUGUCUUGUACUCAAUUUUUGAGGUUGAAAGUACAGUAAACACUGAAUGAUCCUUGUUAACAUUAACAUAGUCAAUGCUUAAAUUUGAGAAGUAUUGCCCCAAAGAACAAAAACUUUCAAGCCAAAUUGUAGAAUGUCAGCACAGAUUAAGCAAAAACACUAAGAAUUUUUUAAUUUUUUUUUUUGAACUUUUGGUCAUCAAAAUUGUCGCCAAAGUGGUGAGUUUCACUGCAAUUUAUUUGCCAAAUUUUUUUCCUACUUGCUGUGGUGAUCAAAACAGUCACAGUUCUAAAUGCUGCUUAUGAAGAUUUCCCAAUAGUUAUUUUUUAGGGGCGCCUAUUGGGGAAAUUUUAACUAUUGCAAUUGUAUUGCAAUAGGUCACACGGAAAUUGCGAUAGUGGAGGUACUAUUGCAAUAGCAUUGCAAUAGUUUUCAGCCUUCCCCUUUUUGUUUGCAACAAUGCAAAAUUGGCCGCCAUGUUUGAAGUUUGAAUGAACCUCAGCAAUAAUAUAAUAACCCUCUCUAACAUUAGACCCAAAGCGGUUCAAGAAUCAAGAUGCUAAAACAUUCUAGAUGUAGGUGUAGUAGGAUAGUAGAUUGUUUUUAGUUUCUUUUUUACUGUUAUUGAGACCUUGAGAAUCAAAGAUGGGUAAAAAGAGUAUCUUUAUUUUCCAAAGAAGUUAAAAUGGUAGAAGUUUAGAAACUAUCGAAACUAUUGUUAGUUCGCUACACUAUCACGAUUGUUAUCAGUGUUUCAUAUUUACUAUCAAUCCAUCGCUAUCGCAGCGUUAAUAUUGGAUGCAUUGUUACAGCCUUAUUAUUUUUAUGUAGGUUCUGUUAAUCAUGGUCUGUAUCAUGAAAUCUUCAAGAGUUACCUUUUAGAUAAAACAUCAAAAUAAACAACAGCCAUUUAAAUUAUUCAUUGGUCUUAUGUUUGAAUGGUAAUAAAAUUGGAGCUUCUGGCCUUCCUUUGGGGAAAUAAAGUCUUUUGAUUUUUACCUUAAUUCACAAGUCUUGUGAGAAUGAUUUCCAUGAAUACAAGCCCUAGGAUUUCACAGUAACGAUCAUUUUGGUACUCAUUGUUCUCCUUACCAGGCGGCUACCAAUAAAAUUUACCGCUUGAAGAAACACUUCUUACCUCCUCAACAAAUGAGGUGUUACUAAAAUUAAAGACAUGUAAGUUGUUUAAAAAAAUACACAAGUUGUGAUCCAAGCCGAUCCUCACAAGAAAAGGAAGUAAAUACGGAAAAUCAAAAAGUAUACACAGCUCUUCUCUCUGAUUACUUUAUUUAGAUGCUGAAUGGUACCUUUCAAAGCACUGGAGGCUAACAAUUUUUUCAUGGGCCUCUGUCCCAAUUCUAGACUUUCUUGACCAGCAGGAAAAGUUUGCGACUUCCGCAACUUGUGUUACUCAAUAAGCGGCAAAGGCAGCCUUCAUUCAUGAAUUCUUUGUUUUGAGGUGUUUGAAAUACUUUUCGGUCAAUUGAUUGACAAGAUGCUCAUAAACAGCCUUCAUAAACGCAAAGCUCCCUCGCCCCGCCAGGAGAGUGCACCUCUGCCACAUAUUUUUAGCCUUACUGGUCAAAAAUGGUCCCUUACCUGCUGAGCCAAAAGUUAGGGAGAACACUGGGUACUGUGUCAUUACUAUGUUCUGAAAAAUAACAAAAACAACUGUCCUCAUUGCCAUUUUUCAACUUUUGUUUAAAAAUUCUAAUUAAGUAACCAUACUCAAAUUCUUUUUGUCUAUAGCAAUAUAGUCAGUAUAUUUAUUUCAGCCCAUGUCUUCCACCCAUAUCAUUCCUCAACUUUGUCGCUAUUAAGCUAAUGCACAUUCUUCUUCCAUCAUGUUUGAAAAGAUCCGUGAUUACUUGUAUCACAAAGAAGGAAAAUAAUUAGCUCAAAUGUUUUUGAUUAAUAUCCUGCUUGCAUUUGAGGUUUCCAAAGUUUUGAGGUUAAUAAUUCUGUAUUUAUUUUGCAGGAAAAGUGAGAUUGAGUACUAUGCCAUGUUGGCAAAGACUGGAGUUCAUCAUUACACCGGCAACAACAUUGAACUGGGUACAGCUUGUGGCAAGUACUUCCGUGUGGCCGUCCUUAGUAUCACAGAUCCUGGUGACUCAGAUAUCAUUCGGUCUAUGCCCUCCGAACAGCAGUCCCAACCACAAUCGUCAUAA
Messenger RNA from Porites evermanni, 4811 nucleotides. Lineage: Eukaryota; Metazoa; Cnidaria; Anthozoa; Scleractinia; Poritidae. The record is from the annotation of a GenBank genome assembly.